AUGUCGAAUAUUAACCAUAAGACUGAACUAAACACUCUCGUUAAUGAACUAAUGACUGAUAUUGACUCGAAGCCACUCCACCCAAGAAAUAAACUUCUCGUGUACAGUCGUUAUGUCUUAUCCAAAUUAUCCUGGAACUUUUCAGAACAUGGGUUAUUGAAAAUAUUGAUCCCGUACUCAACCAAUACAUCCGUAAAUGGCUUGAAAUUCCAAUCUCAGGAACACUAAGUACUGUUUUUCUAACUUGUAACAAAUUUGGUCAAAGUAUUUAUCCUCCAUUGGUGAAAUUUAUCCAAUGCCAAACAGUUCUUCGAAAAGCUUUAAAACUUUCUCCUAAUCAAUCAAUUAACGAACUGUGGAAAUACUCAUACUAAUAUCCAAUACGACUUUUAUAACUCAACCAAAGAAGUGCUUAAAAAUUUUCGCUCUGAACAUGAAGAUAAACUCAAAAACCAAUUACCUUGUCAGGGAUUCUUUUUCUCUAAUGUAACAAAGUUCUCCUUGUCGCAUCUUAACAAUGUGUGGUCUACUGCUCAAUCAAAACCUCCGAAAAACAUUUAUAACUUUACUAUACGCUAUAUCAAUAACUAUCUUCCGACACGUAAGAAUCUUAGCAGAUGGGGAUUGUCUUCAAGUUCAGAAUGCUCCUUUUGUCUUGGCCCAGAAUCAUUAUUGCACGUGGUCGCUGGAUGUCAGUGUUAUCUCGAUCGCUUUAAGUGGAGGCACAAUUCAAUCCUGAACUUUCUCGCCAAUACCUUGCAAACUGUGAACGGUUCUGCCCUCUACGCUGAUGUGCCCGGAUUCAAAAGUCCGUCAAUAAUAAGUGGUGAUACGUAUCGCCCGGAUUUGUUGCUAUCAUUAUCAAAUGGCUCUCUCUAUGUGGUCGAGCUCACUGUUGGCUAUGAGACAAACCUCGAGAACAAUGUUAAACGGAAAAAAGCCAAAUAUAGAGAACUAGUAAGACAGCUAGAUGAAAAUUUUGACGAAGUAAACUUUGUUAAUCUUUCCAUGAGCUCCCGAGGUAUUUUUGCGCAAGAAUGCUCUACAUUCUUAGAAAUGUUACGAAAUGUUGGUCUCGACAAAAACUACCAAACGUACUGUGUUAGGAAAACGAUGACUAUUGCCAUUCGAAGUACUUAUUACAUUUUCUGCUGUCGAAAUAAGGUAUGGGAAAGUCCGGACUUGUUAACUAUUUGAAAUAUUUUAUUGUCUCGGUAUAUUUAUAUAUUUUCAUGUAUUCAGUUUUGUCAUUAUUAUUAGUUCAUAGUUGUGAUUCAAAUAGCCAACUGUAAGUUACCUUAAUUAGUGAGAUUUACAAUUGUAUAUAGAUAGUAUAUAACAAAAUUAUUAAAUAAAGUUUCCAUUAUUAUUAUUAUUAUUAUUAUUAUUAUUAUUAUUAUUAUUAUUAUUAUUACUAUUAUUAUUAUUACUAUUAUUAUUAUUACUAUUACUAUUAUUAUUAUUACUAUUAUUAUUAUUAUUAUUAUUAUUAUUAUUAUUAUUAUUAUUAUUAUUAUUAUUAUUAUUAUUAUUAUUAUUAUUAUUAUUAUUAUUAUUAUCAUGAUUCGGUGCUUAACUUCAUAGCAUCCAUACUUAAAUCUGUGAACCAUUGUAACCUUUAUGCUGACCUUCCUGGCUAUAUCAGUCCAUCUGCUAUAUCACCGGAGAUGAAUGGCGCCCUGAUCUUUUGAUAACACUUGAAAACAAAUGUAUUUAUAUACUUGAACUUACCGUCGAAUUUGAAUCUAAUCUCCUCACUAAUGCAACUCGAAAAAGACAAAAAUAUCAAGAUCUAAUUAACGAACAGCUCAAAAAUUAUGAAAAAGUGAAAUUUGUUAAUUUAUCGAUUAGCUCAUUAGGAGUUUUCAGCCACCCGUCGCUAGAUUUCACCGAAAUGCUGAAAGAUCUAAAGUUUGAUGAACAAUGUAGAAAGUACUAUGUUCGGAAAAUUAUUAACAUAUGUAUCAGGUCCUCGUAUUAUAUAUUCUGUAAGCGUAACAAAGAAUGGGAUAACCCACAACUAAUGUCAUACUAAUAUUGUUAUUAUGUAGAGUGUUAAUUCAAGUAGACACCGGUAAACUACCUGUAAAGAGAGGUUUAUCAUUGUAGUGUGUAUAUAUAUUAUUGAAAGUAAUAUUAUAUUAUUAUUAUUAUUAUUAUUAUUAUUAUUAUUAUUAUUAUUAUUAUUAUUAUUAUUAUUAUUAUUAUUAUUAUUAUUAUUAUUAUUAUUAUUAUUAUUAUUAUUAUUAUUAUUAUUAUUACCUGUGGAAAGCAACCAGUAACCAUACUAAUAUCCAAUAUGACGCUUAUAGCUCUGCUAAGGAAGUUCUCAAAGAUUUUCGUUCUGGACACGAAAACAAACUCCUGAACCAAUUAACCAGUCAAGGAUCCUUUUUCUGCAGCGUCACGAAGUUCGCUUUACCCCAGCUUAACAAGGUGUGGUCCAUCGCCCAAUCAAAGCUCCCGAAAAACAUUUACAACUUUACCAUUCGUUACAUUAACAACUCUCUUCCGACGCGCAAAAACGUAAACAGAUGGGCAAUAUCUUCAAAUGCAGACUGUUCUUUUUGUCUUAGCCCUGAAACAUUACUACACAUGGUAGCUGGAUGUAAGUUUUAUCUCGACCGAUUUACGUGGAGACACAAUUCAGUCCUGAACUUUCUUGCUCAUCAGUUACAAACUGUUGACGGUUCUACUCUCUACGCUGAUCUACAUGGAUUCAAAAUUCCUUCAAUACUUACUGGUGAUACAUAUCGCCCAGAUUUGUUAUUAUCGUGCUCAAAUGGUUCCUUAUAUGUGGUCGAACUCACCACUGGUUAUGAGACAAACCUCAAGAACAACGUAAAACGGAAGAAGGAUACAUAUAGAGAAUUAUUGAGACAGCUAGGUAAAAAUUUUAACCAAGUUAAAUUUAUAAAUCUCUCUAUCAGCUCUUUAGGUAUUUUUGCAGAAAAAUGUUCUACAUUUUUAGACAUGUUAGAAAGUAUUGGUCUUGACAAAAACCACCAAAUGUACUGCGUUAGGAAAAUGAUGACUAUUGCUAUUAGAGCUACAUAUUACAUUUUUUGCUGCCGAAAUAAGGAAUGGGAAAAUCCGGAUUUACUAACAAUUUGACUUAUCUGAUUGUAUAUACAUAUAUUGCAUGCACUUUGUUCUGUUAUUUUAGUUUAGUAUAGUUGUGAUUCAUAUAGCCAACC
Molecule: messenger RNA, 3197 nt
Organism: Paramuricea clavata
Lineage: Eukaryota; Metazoa; Cnidaria; Anthozoa; Malacalcyonacea; Plexauridae
Source: the annotation of a GenBank genome assembly